Messenger RNA from Sabethes cyaneus, 695 nucleotides. RefSeq names its product protein FAM136A. Bases 63 to 488 code for a protein of 141 amino acids. The record is from RefSeq and is a predicted model, not a curated record. Lineage: Eukaryota; Metazoa; Arthropoda; Insecta; Diptera; Culicidae. The transcript is spliced from 2 exons. Gene Ontology annotation, cellular component: cytoplasm.
ACGUUUUAUUUGGAUAUUAGCUUCAUAAUUAUAGUGUGUAAUAAUUAUUGUAUAUAGUAAAUAUGGUAGAACAACAGAAACAGCGCAUUGAAUUGGAAUUAUCACAACGCGUAGACGAAUUAGACCGGACAAUCUUGCGUAAGAUGCAGGCUGAGAUGCACGAAUGUGCAGCUCGCUGCUGCAGGGAUACGGCUGCCAGCAUGGAUUCUGUUCAAAGGUGCGUAGAAAACUGUUCAAUUCCAGUGCAACGUGCACAGCAGCAUGUCGAGAAAGAACUAGGAAGCUUCAACAGUAGACUUCAGCGAUGCGUAAUGGAUUGCAAUGAUACGGUAAAGGAUAAAAUGGGUCCGACACCAACGGAUGACGAUAUUUCGAAGUAUACUGGUAUGUUUGAACGAUGCGCUAUCAAAUGCGUAGAUAAGCAUGUGGAAAUUUUGCCUGGUUUGUUCAAAACAAUGCACCAAGUACUUGGAAGUAAACGGUUUUGAACUAUACACUGUGAAUAGCGCGCAUUUAAAGUCCGUUCGCAUAUGAUGUAUCCCAGGAGAAGGAAGUGUGAGCUAUCAUAACGUGUUAUUUUAAUGAUUUCUCUUCGCUACACUUCAAGCCAGUUACAGAGACUAAGAAACAAAUUGCUUUUGUAUUGUUUAUUAUGUAUUUGUAUGCUAAAGAACAAUAUAAUUAUUUAUACAUAA